Messenger RNA from Aspergillus aculeatus ATCC 16872, 2349 nucleotides. RefSeq lists its product as uncharacterized. The record is from RefSeq and is a predicted model, not a curated record. The transcript is spliced from 2 exons. NCBI's taxonomy places the organism in Eukaryota, Fungi, Ascomycota, Eurotiomycetes, Eurotiales, Aspergillaceae. Bases 1 to 2349 code for a protein of 782 amino acids.
AUGGCUCUCAUCGACGUAAAAAGAGCACUCACGUUGUCGUCGCAUCCGCAUCCGCCUCGCUCACAUACCACUGCGGCAGUGUCUUAUCCUUAUCGCGGCACGUUUAACGAGACCUACGAAGUACACGAUCCACAUACGUUGACGACUCUUUCACCGCAACGCCAGCAGCAGGCUGCUCCCCGACCCUUACCUGAACCUACCUUUGACCCAGAACUACGACCUUCGAGUGCUUUUGGAAGUACUCGAUCGUUGCGGAGAACGUCUCGUCACUUUCAGCGCUCACCAUCGGUCGAUGUGUCCGGACGUCCUAUCGAAGUAGAGCACACAAUUCCUGUCUUGGUGCAGUCAAUCUCGGACCACGGUAACGGUAUUGCUGCAUUACGUCCUGCGCUUUCGGAAGCGCAUACAGAUCACGACGAGGAGGCCGACUCGGCACCGGAAGAUCAUCUUGAACGGGCGGACACCUCGCACUGGCCUCGUAGGUCUACACGAGUUUCCCCCCGCACAGGAUCUGCGAUUCUUUGGACGCUGGAAGAAGCGAUUCGCAAACCAUUUCCCUUUACAACAGAUUGGGAAGAAGUGAAUGCACUCAUGUCUGACGCAGCAGGUACAACCGGCUUCAGCGCCAAUGGUCGCACCCAGAAUGGAUCGUCUCGAGCCGCCCAGGGCCCGGUCCCUGUCAAUCCACACCCGCCAAGUGGUGUGCGGACUCCAACGGACAUCAUGAGACAGCGCCGGGAUCGCGAGGCUCGCAAGAAGGCAGAACAGGAAGCUAGGGAUCGGGAGCAGGAGCAAAGCAAGGCUCAAGGGCAAGCGCAGCCUUAUGCUGCUGGCGUUGCCGGUGACAGAGGCUCACAACGGCGAGCGACGCAAAGGGCGCCCACAGGGCCGGAGGCGCAAGAUUUACGCACCACCACCAUUCCAGAACGGUCGACUAGCAACGCUCGACGGCCAGAUCCUUUGUCUCCCGCACAGGCAACAGGCACCGGUGCGGGACAUGGUCAUGCGAGGCCGACGACAUCGGCAGGACAAUUCAAUCCAGCUCAGCAGUCUCAAAUCCCGCCUCAGAGCUCUGCAGGGGUUUCCAAACCGCAAGGUCAAGCCCCAGCGUCUAACCAACCGAGCACAGGAUCUCAACCGCAACAGCAAUCUCGCCGAGUGCCGUUCCCGCAUGCCUUCGAGCGUUGGGAGACUCUGUCAUCUCACUGGGAAGGAUUGACAGGCUACUGGAUCCGCAAGCUGGAACAGAACAACGAAGCACUCGAGCGAGAUCCUCUUAAUCAGCAGAUGGCUCGUCAAGUCACUGACCUUUCUGCUGCUGGUGCAAAUUUGUUUCACGCCGUUGUAGAGCUGCAGCGGUUGCGCGCAUCCUCUGAGCGGAAGUUUCAGCGCUGGUUCUUCGACACUCGCACGGAACAAGAAAGGGCGAAGGAGUUGCAAGCAGAGCUCGAGCGGCAGAUCCGAACUGAACGGCAAGCCCGCGCGGACGCUCUUGCCUCCCUACAGAAGGCUGAAAGCGACAAGUCGCGCGCGGAAGAAUUGCUCAAAGAGAUGCGUCGGGAGUUGCAAAUUUCGAAAGAAGAGGCUCGCCGCGCCUGGGAAGAACUUGGUCGGCGCGAGCAGGAGGAGCGCGAGAGGACCAAUUCCCUCCGUAACGGCGAGCCCACGUUGGUAGGAGGAGUGCAAGUGGUGCCCAUGGUCACUGGGGCCUCGCAUCGUCAGGCAUCGACCGCUCGUUCCCAAACUCGCGAGAGCCCCUAUGCAACCGGUGGAGCUACUAGUGGGGAAGGAGCGCCAAAGAGCACGGUGGACACCGAAGGUCAAUACUAUGGCGAGACCGCUGCAUCGCCCACCGGCACGGAUCCUUUUGUCGAAGGACCGCCACCGGCUUCUUCUGCAGAAACUCAGAGGCAGUAUCCUGCGCACUAUUACGACCAAGAGCCCGGCUACCCUGCUCGACCAACGUCAGAAAAUGACGAUCGCUCGUAUGGUCCUAGUGUAGCCAGCAGUGAACCAGGCGAAGACGAAUUUGGGGCCAGCUAUCGCCGCAAUUCACAAGGGCCGAUUGUUUAUCCUCCGACAAUGUCCGAAGGGAGCGACGAUUAUGAGCACGGCUCACUAGACGAAUCAGGAUACCCUCCCAGCUCGUUGCCUGCAUCGUCAGGGUCUAUCUAUGGAGGCUACAACCAGAGUGUCGACUACAGUGGCUCGGGCUGGGGCGUCGGCUCUGGGUGGGAAUCAAUGACUCCCCGGCAUCGCCAUCCUACUCGCCUAAGCGAUGUCAUUGAAGAGGAGGAGCCGCGCACCACGCCUAGCCGUGCCAGUAUGGCUAGCCGCAGUGUACAGUGA